AUGAACGUUUUCAGAACUAAUAAGAUAGUAUAUGCCAACCUCUAUAGGUACUCCACUGCCAGUAAGUUGCAAUCGAAGCCUAUAAUUUCUAAUGAAGUUUCAGCAAGGCAAAAGCUUUACAUUACGGAUCCCUUAUCCCCAGGAUCUAUCUUCUUUUUACCGAAUGGGACUAAGAUAUUCAAUAAGUUGAUUACUUUCAUGAAAUUACAGCAAAGGAGAAUGGAUUUUAAAGAAGUCAUAACACCUUUGAUCUUUAAGAAGUCUUUAUGGGAAAAAUCAGGCCAUUGGGACAAUUACGAAAAUAAUAUGUUCAAAGUAGAUGUGGUAGACUCUACAAAAGAGAUAUAUGGUCUGAAGCCAAUGAAUUGUCCCGGACAUUGCAUCAUAUAUAACAAAUUUGAUCAUUCCUACAACGAAUUACCGAUAAGGUACAGCGAUUUCUCUCCGUUGCAUAGAAAUGAAGCAUCAGGGGCCCUGUCCGGGCUCACAAGGGUGAGAAAGUUUCAUCAGGAUGAUGGACAUAUCUUUUGUGCACCUGAACAAGUAAAAUCAGAGAUCUCCAAGUGUUUGAAAUUGAUUGAUCUUUGUUACGGCAAAAUUUUCAAGUUUGGUAAUAAUUCUAAUGCUGCUCCCUACACAAUUAGCUUAUCUACUAGACCAAAAGAUCAUUUUAUUGGUAAUAUUGAAACAUGGAAUUAUGCUGAACAGAUUUUAAAAGAUGUUCUUGAGGCUUCUGGUAAACCGUGGGACUUAAACGAAGGCGAUGGUGCAUUCUACGGGCCAAAACUAGAUAUUAUGGUUAAAGAUCAUACAGGCAAGAAGCAUCAAGUGGCAACAAUUCAAUUAGAUUUCCAAUUGCCUGAGCGCUUUAAUUUGAGGUACAAAGACAGAAAUAAUACGCUACAGACUCCUAUUAUGAUACACAGGGCAGUUUUCGGUUCUCUGGAAAGGUUCAUGUCGUUGCUGAUUGAUCACUACAAUGGUAAGUGGCCCUUUUGGUUGAACCCUUUUCAAGCAAUGAUAUUACCCAUAAAUACAGACAAUGCCUUGCAAGUUGAUACCUGUAAACAAUUACAUCGGAGAUUACGUGGAAAUAAUGAAGAUAACGAGGUCCCAGUGACACCAAAUAGCUUUCAAUUUGAUGUAGACAUUGACGAAAGAUCGGAACCUUUAGGCUACAGAAUUAAAGAUGCCAUAACAAGAGAUUAUUCCUUUUUGAUUAUCAUUGGUGAAAAUGAAGUGAAAAAUGGCAAGUGCAGCGUUAGGACAAGAGAUGAUAGAACUUUGAAUUACUUAACAGCUGAUGAAAUAUUUGAGACGUUUUCUAACCUUGAAAAAAAUUAUAAAUAG
Kazachstania africana CBS 2517 is the source of this 1350-nucleotide messenger RNA. It is a transcript of the gene MST1, whose product is annotated as threonine--tRNA ligase MST1. The transcript has a single exon. Gene Ontology annotation, cellular component: cytoplasm. Gene Ontology annotation, biological process: mitochondrial threonyl-tRNA aminoacylation. The record is from RefSeq and is a predicted model, not a curated record. Lineage: Eukaryota; Fungi; Ascomycota; Saccharomycetes; Saccharomycetales; Saccharomycetaceae. The coding region runs from base 1 to 1350 and encodes 449 amino acids. Gene Ontology annotation, molecular function: threonine-tRNA ligase activity; ATP binding.